This is a messenger RNA of Ambispora gerdemannii, 2451 nucleotides long. The record is from the annotation of a GenBank genome assembly. NCBI's taxonomy places the organism in Eukaryota, Fungi, Glomeromycota, Glomeromycetes, Archaeosporales, Ambisporaceae.
AUGGUACGAGGAAAAAUAUCAAUAGCAUUAAUGUGCUCCUCAAAAUUUUAUAUAAUUUUAAUUAUUGCACUUUCGACAUUUCUGUGUCCAAGAGUUGAAGCUGCGGAUGAGUUACGAAAAAGAGACUAUACAAAAUUUUCUUAUUACGCUAUAGAAGUUUUGAAUGAUUCUUUAGCAUCUCCCAAAGAAAUAGCCACACUAUUAAAUGUAACAUAUGAAGGACCGAUCGGUGAGCUAGCAAACCAUCACCUUUUCAGCUUUCCAAAAGUUAAAACAAUAUUAUCCGAAAACAAACGCAAUAAACGUAGUUUAGAUACUAUUCAACUAGACGAAAACACCGAUCGCAUAAUUAGAAGAUGGAAGGAUUUAAAACAAAAACGUAGUCUUGGCAAACGGAUCUUUAAUAAAAGGUCGUUUCAAACAAUUGACAAUAUCAUAUCAGUAGAAAAACAGAAAUUGCGUCGUCGAUUACAUAAACGGAUACCUGCUCCGCCACAGAUUCCUUCACCGAAACCUGACAAUACAAAUAUUCAAAAAACGGUAGAUUUUGAUAAUUUGGCAUUUUCUCUUGGCAUUUCCGAUCCUGGAUUUAAAUAUCAAUGGCAUCUUUUCAAUACAGUUCAACGUGGGAACGAUAUUAAUGUAACGGGUGUAACUGGUAAAAAUGUUGUUGUUGCUCUUGUUGAUGAUGGCUUGGAUAUGGAUAGUGAGGAUUUAAAGGAUAAUUACUUUGCAGAAGGUUCAUAUGACUUUAACGAUCAUAAUCCAAUACCAAAGCCUAAACUUUCUGAUGAUCAACAUGGUACAAGAUGUGCUGGUGAAGUUGCGGCACUACGAAAUGAUGUUUGCGGAGUAGGAGUUGCAUGGGAUGCAAAAGUAUCCGGUGUACGAAUUUUGUCAGCAGAAAUAUCGGACGCUGAUGAAGCCGAAGCUCUCAAUUAUCAAUAUCAUAAGAAUCAUAUUUAUUCUUGUAGUUGGGGUCCUCCAGAUGAUGGUCAAUCAGUCGAGGCUCCUCAUGGCUUAAUUCUAAAAGCAAUGAUCAAUGGAAUUGAAAAUGGUCGUUCCGGCAAAGGAAGUCUUUUUGUUUUUGCUUCCGGCAAUGGAGGAGCGAAUGACGAUAAUUGUAAUUUCGAUGGAUAUACUAAUAGCAUAUAUACUAUCACUGUUGGUGCUGUUGAUCGAAAUGGUGGACAUCCUUUUUAUUCAGAAAAAUGUUCAGCAUUAUUAGUGACUACAUAUAGUAGUGGCGGCGGAAGCUAUAUUUAUACAACGGAUGUCGGUCAACGUUUGUGCGCUAGUACACACGGUGGUACUUCAGCGGCUGCACCAAUUGCCGCUGGAAUAUUUGCUCUUGUUUUGGAGGUUAGACCGGAUCUUACAUGGCGUGAUGUGCAAUACCUGGCUUUAACAAGUGCCGUGCCAUUUGACUUGGGAGAUGAAGAGUGGUCAAUGACAGCAGCCGGUCGCUACUUUAGUCAUAAAUUCGGAUAUGGAAAAAUCGAUGCAUACAAAAUUGUUCGAAAUGCGAGAACGUUUAAAAAUUUAGAACCUCAAACGUCUAUAGAAACAGAAAUAAUAAAAAUUGAUCAACGCAUUCCAAUGGACGAUGAGGGAGUGUUAUCCUCGAUUGAAAUAUUUCAGAGUCAACUCGACAGCACGAACUUUUCUCGAUUAGAGCACGUAACUGUCACUUUAAAUAUUGAUCAUACUCGUCGUGGAGAUAUCGAGGUUGAUUUGAUAAGUCCCAAAUUGAUUCGGUCAAAAUUAGCCCCUCCGCGUAUAUAUGACACGCACAGAGCAGGUUUGGAAAAUUGGACUUUCAUGAGUGUCAAGCAUUGGGAUGAGUCACCAAUUGGAGUUUGGACGCUUCAAGUAAGAGAUCGCAGCAAUCCUGACAAUUGGGGUGUUUUCAUCGAUUGGACAAUAAAAUUUUGGGGUGAAAGGAAGAAAGAAGUGGUUGGAAUUCCUCCCGCCAAAACAGCUUCGGAAGAAAGUUCUAUCACCGAUUCUGCCGUAAAAGUAAUACCAAAAUCAAACUUGUAUUAUGCUAUUGUCGGUAUGGGAAUUGCUCUUAUCCUUGCUGGGUUAGUGUAUCUUGGCAAAAAACGUUUCUGGGAUAAAAAUAGAAAACGAGAAGGUUACGAAUUCGCUGUCUUAUCGGAUGAUGACGGACGUUUGGGAGACGAUUUAAUCCCGUUGGGAGGUGGAAAACAAUUCAUGACAUCACGUGAAGUAUUUGCUGCAUUUGGGGAUAGCGAUGAAGAGGAAGAGGACGAAAAAUCACAAGUACUCUAUGAUAACAUAUAUAUGGACGCAUAUAAGGACAAUGUACUAGAAAAAAUCAACGAAGAUGAAGAAACUGUUAUACAGGGAGAGAGUAGUGGAAAUGGUAGUACUGCUAGCGUAGCCAAGAAACACGGAGAUAGUAACAGUAACAUAUACCUAAUCUAA